This is a messenger RNA of Rhopalosiphum padi (bird cherry-oat aphid), 2357 nucleotides long. It is a transcript of the gene Ttc19, whose product is annotated as tetratricopeptide repeat protein 19 homolog, mitochondrial. The record is from RefSeq and is a predicted model, not a curated record. Gene Ontology annotation, molecular function: protein binding. The transcript has 3 exons. Gene Ontology annotation, biological process: mitochondrial respiratory chain complex III assembly. Gene Ontology annotation, cellular component: mitochondrial inner membrane. Bases 291 to 1343 code for a protein of 350 amino acids. Lineage: Eukaryota; Metazoa; Arthropoda; Insecta; Hemiptera; Aphididae.
AUUGAUAAGAAUGCGUAACGCUUGCGCAGAUCUAAUAGCUCAUACUAUAAGUCGUUGGUUUCAAGUCUACAGUCUACACAGUACACACAGUAUACAUCUCUAUUCAUUGUAUACUUGUGUGUGAUCUGAUUACAUCGCUCGUUGCAAUUUAUAGUGCAAUAUUUUACGGGACAGUAAGUUUUGUAUUCAAUAGCUAUUAACUAUUAAAGAACUAGUUUUAUGAAAUACAAAACGGUAACUGAGUUUUUGCCUUGAAAACUUUUUUUAAAACAAAAAUCACUACUUUCAUUAUGUCUCUUUUAUUUAAUGCGAGACUAGUUAAAUGCUUAAAAAGAAUUUUGCCCAUUGUUAAACAUAAUAUUCCGAUCAAUAAUAACAAUCGAGCCAUAACAUUUUCUAAUUCGAAACAAAGUAUACUAAACUCUAUUCGAAACAUACCUCUGUUAAAAAGCCCAAAUGCAACCAAAUCAAUAAUCUAUGGAUUUUCAUUACUUGGUUUAUUUGGACUUGACGAUAAGAGUGAAUUGGAGCGUAAACUAAUCUAUACCAUUAAAAGAGGCCUAUUGUAUUUACAAAAUGACGAUUACAAAGCUUUUGAAAAAACAUUACAUGAUGCUCUCCAAAUGGCUUAUGAUUUAAACCAUUUUGAUGGUAUUACAUAUGUAUAUGAUGUCUUAGCAAAUGGAGCAUUUAUGAAUAAAGAUUAUGAUAAGGCAAAAUCAUUAUUUAUUGCAGUCAUUAAUCGGUUAUUUGAUCAAGGAAGUUUUGAUGAUGAUCUUAAUGUUCUACAUAUAAAUCUUAAGAUUUCUAAAAUCCUUGAAGCUCAAAAAGAUUACAAAUCCUCUAAAAUUGGUUAUGAGUUCUGUUUAGAUCGUUUGAAGAAAAAAUAUGAAUUUAAUCCAGAAGAUGAAGAUGUUUUAGGUUUAUAUGCUUUAGCAUUAGAUGCAUAUGCUCGUUAUUUAAUGAACCUAGGAUAUACUAAGCAUGCACGCUUUUAUUUUAAAAAGGCAUAUGAAGUUAGUGUUAAAUUAAAUGGUGAAGUAUAUGAGAUGAAUGUUAUUUUGCUGAAUGAUCUAGGAACUAUGUAUUAUCUUAGCGGAAAGUUAGAAGAAGCAUUACACUUCUUCAAAAAGGCGGAAAAAAUUGGGAAACAUCUUCCUGACAUGGAAAAUUUUUCAACAGUAUAUAUAAAUCUGGGUAAUAUUUUCUUAAAACAAGGGUUGUUAAAAGAAGCAGAAAAACAUUGUGAAGAAGGAAUGAAAAAUGCUAAAAGACAUCAUUACGAAGAAGGCAAAAAAGAAGCAGCUAUUUGUUUAGCUGAAAUAAAAAGUGCCAUGAAGUGAUAUGUAUUAGUUUAAUUUAUUUGUAUUUUGUUAGCCAAAUGUUUGUUUUUGUUUUAUUUCUUCAAAUAUUAUUUAUUACUUUAAUCUUCAUAAUUUCCUAUUGUAGAUAUGAAGUAUGGAAUUAUGGUAUACAAGAAAAAAAUUGUUAGAUUAUUAAUCAUUUAGUAGUUAACUUAAAUAUUAUUACUUAAUUAUAUUUUAAAAUAAAAAACAUAAUUUAAAUAAAUAUAGUUUGAUUAUAUAACAAGAACUUUUAAAUGUAUAUUUACAUUUGAUUACUAAUUUUAAUUUAACUCAUUUGAUUGUUUUGUAUAAUUUUAUAAAUUAUUGGUUGGAAAUGACUAUUUUUACUGAUUGAGGACUUGAGGACAACUACCUUUUUUUAUAAAAAGUUUAAAUGUUGUCAGUUAUCUUUAGCUUAUAAUACUAUCUUAUUUUAUUUAAUAUUUAUUAAAGUUUAUACACUACUAGUCAAAAUAAUUUAUAUAUUAAAUUUUUUUUUUCAAAAAAUGUAAUGACAAAGUAUAUUUUAUCUUCGAAUAAAAUAUAUUAAAUACAUUUUAUUAUUAUAUUUAUAACCAAAAAUAAAUUUAUUUAAUUCAUUAUUAUUAUUUAUAUGAUACAAACUUUUAUUACUAUAAUUUUAAUUUCAAAUAAUAUUACCUAAUAAUUAUAUAAUUGUUUUUAUUCAUUAAUUAACAUUACUCUACCAUUAUUUUUGAUUUAUUUUACUUACUAAGUAUUUGUAUAUUAGUAUUAUGAUAACAGUGUGCAAAAUGAUACAAAGUUAUAAAUUUUGUUUUAAUAUUAUUAUAUACAUAAGUGAUUUUUAAUUUAUUAUGUAAUACAUAUUAUUUAAAUAUUUCUCAUUAUUUAAAGCUAAACUAUUUUAGGUUAAGUAUAUUAGUUAAAUUACAACUAAUUUAAAUAUUUUUUUGUGAUUUUUAGUCACAUACCUAGUUGUUGAUUAAAGUUUUACUUAAUGUUAAUAAUAACAGUUGGAUGUUCAUGAAA